AUGCUCCUCCCCCGCCGCAAGCUCAAACGCCUCCUGAUCAUGCUCCUCCCCUUCCUCCUCACCCUCGCCCUUCUCACGCCGCUCUACUGCAUCUACAAGCCGCCCGCCCUCCUGAUCCGCUACUUCCAGCACCACUGGCCCGACACCCUCUGGCACGUCCCGCUGCCCUCGUCCAAGAAACUCGUCGCCCUGACCAUCGACGACGCCCCCUCCCCCCACACCGCUGACAUCCUCAACGCCCUGCGCGAAAAUGAUGCCACAGCCACCUUCUUCCUGAUCGGCUCGCAGAUCCCCGGCCGCGAGGAGACCCUCCACACCCUCAUCCGCGGCCGCCAUGAGCUCGCCAACCAUGCCAUGCACGACGAGCCGUCGCGCAGUCUGACUGACGAUGAGCUGGCGGUGCAGCUCGCGCAGGUGCAGGAUCGCAUUCGCGCUGCGUAUGCGGCUGUCGAUGGCGCGCGGGAGCCGCCCACAAGAUACUUCCGGCCUGGGUCGGGGUUCUUCAGUGAGCGUAUGCGCGCGUUGGCACAGAAGCUGGGGUUUAAGAUUGUGUUGGGGAGUGUGUACCCGCAUGAUGCGCAGAUCUCGUGGCCACGGGUGAAUGCGCGCCAUAUUUUGAGUAUGGUCCGCCCGGGGAGUAUCAUUAUUUGUCAUGAUCGGAGGUCGUGGACGGCGCCGAUGUUGCGCAGGGUUUUGCCUGAGCUCAAAAGACGCGGGUACCGUGUUGUUACGGUGACGGAGCUGCUCAAGGAGGCGUCUUCCUAG
This is a messenger RNA of Aspergillus terreus NIH2624, 765 nucleotides long. Its product is annotated as chitin deacetylase CDA4. Gene Ontology annotation, cellular component: membrane. The record is from RefSeq and is a predicted model, not a curated record. NCBI's taxonomy places the organism in Eukaryota, Fungi, Ascomycota, Eurotiomycetes, Eurotiales, Aspergillaceae. Gene Ontology annotation, molecular function: hydrolase activity, acting on carbon-nitrogen (but not peptide) bonds. Gene Ontology annotation, biological process: carbohydrate metabolic process. The coding region runs from base 1 to 765 and encodes 254 amino acids. The transcript has a single exon.